Folsomia candida is the source of this 1397-nucleotide messenger RNA. RefSeq lists its product as uncharacterized. The transcript has 2 exons. The coding region runs from base 165 to 1289 and encodes 374 amino acids. Lineage: Eukaryota; Metazoa; Arthropoda; Collembola; Entomobryomorpha; Isotomidae. The record is from RefSeq and is a predicted model, not a curated record.
AUGCUGAUACCACAGCACUUAUAAAUAUGUAGCUGAUUGAAAGCUGCAAUUUUGCUUUCCUCGUUCCUUAAUUAAAUAGACGUGUACAUAUAUUUAUAACUCGCAGUUUGUUAUUGGCCAUCAAAUCCUCAUCAUAUUUCAAAUUGUUUCACCAACGAGCAAAAAUGCCUCCCAACACCCACUCCACGCCUACAAAGUCUUCUCCGAAAAAAGUUGGACGCACCACCCACAGCAAAUUUUUCCAGGAAUUGCUCCAAGAAGGUUCAGUAACGGAUGGAAACAGCCCCACGUUAAUUGAGCCGCACGAAAUUCCUUGGAUAGAUUACGACCUCCUCGCCAAGGGACGAGAAUUCGUGAAACAAAACUACGCCGUGGUCUUGACCACAAUGAUGCUCGCGGAUACGAUAGGGUUCAUCUCAAAGCAAAUUGCAUCCACCGUUUUCAAGAGCUUUUAUCCCAACAAUAUUUGCGGAGGACGAUUCCUCUCCACCUUUCGAACCACGAUGUGCCAAUGGCUUUUGUCCGACUUCAGCAGCGGAGCUAAUUCCGAAUUUGUCCAGGCUAUUCAACGUGUCCGCAAAUUGCACAAGAUCCUGGGUCGCCCAGCCGUGAAACCGAUCGUUCCACCGGAAGGAAUCCAGUACCCCGCAGAGUACAAGGAACUUCUCGCCUGCAUCAGAGAAGACAUGAAAUCUGUGGACACCACGGACUACCCAUCCCACUUGAUAUCCUGGACGCCAUCAAUGUAUUUUACCCAGCUAGACGUGACCCUGGUCGCUUUUGGGAUGUAUGCACCGUUCAUCGUGUACCCAAACAAGGUAGGACUUUACACCACGUUCCAAGAAGAUGAAGGACUUCGAGGGUACGUCCACAUUUGGGCAGUGAUUGGCAAAAUGUUGGGAGUUCAGGACAGAUACAACUUAGCUCUUCACCCCGAUCGGGAUUUGUAUAUGGAAAUUGUUACGAAAUUAGGAAAGCCAGGUCUGAAAAUGGCUGAUGAAUCUGUAAUUUUUUCCAUUGAAAAAAUGAUUGAAGGUUUGGUGAACACUACGAUUCCGUAUUCUCUUACGGCAAAGUCACUGAUCUUUCAAGCCAUGGAAUUGGCAGAUAUUAAGGGAGAGAAAGUUUGGGGGAUGAUGAAUUGGCAUGAUAAGUGGACUUAUUAUAAUAGCAAGGUUUCGAUUUAUUGUAUGAGAUUUAGCUUGGUGAGGAUUUCGGCCAAUUUUUUUGUUUGGGGGAUGUUGACGCUUUAUAUUAAGCUUUUCUUUAAGGUGCAUAAGGGGAAAUGAUUUAUCGACAUGACGGAAUGAGAAAAGGGUUGAUAUUCAAAUUACGAAAUUGUUAAUGAUAGAAUGAGUUUGGGUUUAAAUAAAUAUUAUAUUAUGCAUUCAAACUGA